This is a messenger RNA of Alternaria hordeiaustralica, 1026 nucleotides long. RefSeq lists its product as uncharacterized. Lineage: Eukaryota; Fungi; Ascomycota; Dothideomycetes; Pleosporales; Pleosporaceae. The record is from RefSeq and is a predicted model, not a curated record. The transcript has 2 exons. Bases 1 to 1026 code for a protein of 341 amino acids.
AUGGGGCGCAAACACGAUGAGAAAAAGCAGGCGAGGCAACUGAAGGAGCUGCAGGAGAAGAUGGCGGAGAUGCAGGAGAAGAUGGCGGAGAUGCAGAGGGCGGAAAUGGAGCGUGUGCGCAAGGCGGAGGUUGCGGAUGAGGUUGCGCGAGUGCGCGCAGAGGAAGAGAAGGUGCGCGCAGAUCGAGAGAAAGAGGAGAGGCGGCAAAUGCGUGCGGAGAAGAAGGCUGCGGACGCAGCGUAUCAGGCUGAUCUGGCGGCUGUUCUAGCGAACGGGGAAAAGCUACUUGCUGCCAAUCAAGAGAAGUGGAGGCAGCAAGAGCUCGUGCUAGAGGAGGAGAGGCGUGCGAUGGAACGUGAGAUAGAGGAGCGGGCUCGCCGGCGAAAGCAGCUCCUGAAGGAGAACGAGGAGAGGAGGGUGGCGGGUGAGGAGGAAGCCAUCUUGUCACGGAAGGUCGGCGAGAAGAUGGCUGCCCUCAAUGGUGCUGCCAAUUUUCUUGGUAAGUGGUACAUCGUUUGGUAUUUUACAUGGCUAAUCAACUUAGGGUUUCUGUAUGAUACCUAUCAGCCCCGCGCCUUGCCAGACACCUCCACCGCCGACAAGGCUGCAGCAGAGAGGCUGAGACUGGAGCAGCUCAACUCCCAUGGGCACUCCGGUGGCUUCGCCUCACGUGGUAGUCGUCGUGGUGGUCGUGGUGGUCUUGAUGGUCGUGGUGGUCUUAGUCGUCGUGGUGGUUGUGUUGAACCUCCUGCUCGGCCGGACAAUUCGUCUCAGUAUGCCCGGGACUUUGUGAGCGAAGCCAAGACGGAUGACGUGCCUGCCGCCGAGAAGGCAGCAGAAGGUCGUAAGAAGGCAAAAGUAUGGCACACUGCAUCUGAAGCAGCUGCUGAAGCCUCUUCGCCAACACCUGCCCCCGCUGCUCCCGCCGCUUCUCAGGCCGCACCCACGCCUGCCGCCACUUCCGGUACCCUCGAUGGCAUCAAGCUCAGCGAGGCAGACCAGCGGGCGGCGUUGGAAGACGACUGA